CUGUUAGGUAUGGACUGACCAACAUAUAUAGAGACGAUUUUAUGAGAUAAACACCUUACAUUGUAAACCCCUGAGUACAACGUAAAAUAUAUUUUGUAGGUAAUUUUGAUUUGGAACAAUACACAGAACGCUAUUGUUGUGGACUAUGAUAUAAUCGGAUACGGAGCCUGGAAUGGUCGUUAUAUUGAUUUCUGGUUAUACUGACUUCAGUGCUGAUAACACACCUUUCACAGCAACGUUAAAGCACACACGUUGUCCCACAGUCUCACACAGUCUCGCACAUACAGAGCAUGGUGGAGGACACAUUAUCCAUUCUUUUACCAUAAUCCAUGAUGGACAGCAACAGUAUCUUGUUAUGGAGGACUUGCCAUGGCGGCGUUAGCGGCAUCACCAGCCCGUCUCGAUAUCAUACAGCACAACCUCGUGUGUUUGUCUGAUGGAACCUGUUCCGUCCGGAGAUUUUCACAGUCCGGUGGCGUUUAUACAAGACAAUGACCGAUAUCUAGUUGUUGAACAGAGUGGGAUGGUGCAUUCGUACUCCCUGUCGUGGCGGAAUUAUGAGGUUUUAUUUUUGGAUAUGUCAAAUAUGGUUUCGUUUGAUCCAAAUACUCACGACGAAAGGGGACUUCUCAACCUUGUGUUGCAUCCAGAUUUUAGCGAAAAUGGGAAGUUAUACACAUUUUCCGUUCGGACGUUUUCAGAUGGACAUGACUACGUCAUUGUGUCCGAGCUACAUGAAAAGAACGGAUAUGUGGACACAAAGAAAGAGAAAAUAUUAUUGACCGUACAACAGUCAUCGCCAUACCGGAACGGCGGGGCGCUGCUGUUUGGUCAGGACGGGUAUUUGUACAUAGGCUUGGGUGAUGGAGGAACACCUUCAGACUCUGGGAAUGAACAGCUCGCAACGCAGGCCCAAGAUAAGCAGUGUCUACUAGGCAAGCUACUACGAGUCGACGUUAAUAUCCCCGGUGCGAGCUACGCCGUCCCAAGCGAUAAUCCAUUUACUAACAACACCAUCGGUCGUCCAGAGAUUUUUGCCUACGGAUUCCGGAACCUCUUCAGAUGUAACAUUGAUACAUACGGUAACGAUCUGUUCUGUGGCGACAAUGGGAACCAUCAUCAAAACGAGAUCGACAUCAUUAGGAAAGGAAGAAAUUAUGGCUGGAACGUCAAAGAAGGAAACUUUUGUUUGGCGCCGGGUCUGUGUGAUCACAUAGCUGACGAGGAGAAACCUAUAUUUGCAUACAACAACACGACUCCCUACAGUGCUGUGAUUGGAGGCUACGUUUACCGGGGGAAGGCGUUUAAAACACACUGGUUCGGGGACUACAUCUUUGGCGAUUUCUCGGGAGGUCUGUUGCGUUUGAUUAGACUCAAUGACAGAUGGCUAUCGCAGAACAUCCAGUUGUGUCCGGCUACAUCAUGUCCAUGUGAUGCACGCGCCAAGUACGGCCAAUAUCUGCAUUCUUUCGGACAAGACAACAAUGGUGAAUUGUACAUCAUUACAUCUGGGUUCAAAGAAGGUAUACAGUCAUCUACUCUCCUAAAAUUAGUGCCACCUAGUCCUAGCCAUAUCUCGUGCUUGGGAUCGAACAUUGAUGUUUCUGUGACUUUGACUUUAUAUAUGUGCCUCUGUGGACUUCUUCUGACAACAGCAUGGUCAGACACCUACCUUGUCAUGACAACAUUUGAUGCAUAUAACCGUGUGUAAUAAAGUAUAUUUGAUUAUAAAUGUGAA
Molecule: messenger RNA, 1738 nt
Organism: Pecten maximus
Lineage: Eukaryota; Metazoa; Mollusca; Bivalvia; Pectinida; Pectinidae
Product: HHIP-like protein 2
Exons: 8
Coding region: 437-1711 (424 amino acids)
Source: RefSeq, a predicted model, not a curated record